Messenger RNA from Magnolia sinica, 2583 nucleotides. Its product is annotated as dynamin-like protein ARC5. Bases 169 to 2463 code for a protein of 764 amino acids. Gene Ontology annotation, molecular function: microtubule binding; GTPase activity; GTP binding. Gene Ontology annotation, cellular component: microtubule; cytoplasm; membrane. Lineage: Eukaryota; Viridiplantae; Streptophyta; Magnoliopsida; Magnoliales; Magnoliaceae. The record is from RefSeq and is a predicted model, not a curated record. The transcript is spliced from 17 exons.
CAUUUCUCUGUUUCCCGUGUUGCUGCUACGGUGGUGGAGCCAUGCAUCUGAGUACCAUUCGCUCGCCAUCCCAAAAGCACGAGUGAAGGGCAAGGGUCCCGUGUUCUGCAGACUCUUGCGACAAAAACAGGCUCAUUUGGCGAGAGAGAGAGAGAGAGAGAGAGAGAAAUGCAGGGCGACGAAGAGAGAAAUUGCCGGGUUUCGGCUUCGCAGGAGAAAGUAUACGAAGCGUACAACGAGCUCCAUGCUCUGGCCCAGGAAUUCGAUACCCCCUUCGACGCCCCAGCUGUUCUUGUGGUGGGUCACCAAACCGACGGCAAGAGCGCCCUGGUGGAGGCACUCAUGGGAUUCCAGUUCAACCACGUCGGAGGCGGCACCAAGACUCGUCGCCCUAUCACCCUCCACAUGAAGUAUGAUCCGGACUGCGAGCUCCCGCUCUGCCGCCUUGUCUCUGACGACGACCCCACCCAAGCCAAUGAGAAAACUCUCCAAGAAAUCCAAGCCUAUAUUGAAGCUGAAAACAUGAGGCUGGAGCGUGAGACUUGUCAGUUCUCAGCAAAAGAAAUAAUCAUUAGAAUAGAAUAUAAGUACUGUCCGAAUCUUACCAUAAUAGACACACCAGGACUGAUCGCUCCUGCUCCAGGUCGGAAAAAUCGUGUUUUACAGGGGCAAGGUCGCGCAGUGGAAGCCCUUGUACGAGCUAAAAUGCAGCAUAAAGAGUUAAUCAUAUUAUGUCUUGAAGAUUGUAGUGAUUGGAGUAAUGCCACUACACGUAGAGUAGUGAUGCAAAUUGAUCCUGAGCUAUCAAGGACUGUUGUUGUCUCUACCAAGCUUGAUACAAAAAUACCCCAAUUCGCACGGUCUUCAGAUGUGGAAGUUUUUCUCAGGCCACCUGCUUGUACACUUGACGGAUGCAUAUUGGGUGAUUCACCCUUCUUCACAUCUGUGCCUUCUGGAAGAGUUGGUUCUGGACAUGAUUCUGUUUACCGAUCGAACGAUGAGUUUAAACAGGCUGUGUCUUUGAGAGAGUUGGAAGAUGUUGCAUCGUUGGAAGAGAAGUUAGGCCGGCCUUUGUCUACGGAAGAAAGAAGUAGAAUAGGUGUGAGCAGACUGAAAUUAUUUUUGGAAGAGUUGCUACAGAAAAGGUAUAUGGAAAGUGUUCCUCUAAUCAUUCCACUUCUCGAAAAGGAGUACCGGAGCACGACAAGAAAGCUAAAUGAAAUAAAUCAGGAACUCAGUGAUAUGGAUGAAGUAAAGCUAAAGGAGAAGGGGCGCACAUUUCAUGAUUCUUUCCUGACCAAGCUGUCAUUGUUGUUGAAGGGGACUGUGGUAGCACCUCCUGAUAAAUUCGGGGAAACACUACAAGAUGAGAGAGUAAAUGGAGGGGCAUUCACAGGCACCGAUGGUCACCAGUUUCCAUCCAAGUUAAUCCCUAAUGCUGGAAUGCGCCUAUAUGGGGGUGCACAGUAUCAUCGUGCAAUGGCAGAAUUCCGUUUUGUGGUUGGAGGAAAUAAAUGUCCACCAAUUACACGGGAAGAAAUAGUUAAUGCAUGUGGAGUUGAAGAUAUUCAUGACGGAACAAACUAUUCUAGGACUGCUUGUGUGAUUGCCGUUGCAAAGGCUCGUGAUACAUUUGAGCCUUUUCUUCAUCAGUUGGGGUUUAGGCUCUUACACAUUUUAAAGAGAUUGCUUCCAAUCUCUGUCUAUCUACUGCGGAAAGAUGGAGAGUAUCUAAGCGGCCAUGAUGUGUUUCUGAGGCGCGUUGGGACUGCCUUCAAUAAUUUCGCGGAAUCUACCGAACGGGCAUGUCGUGAAAAGUGUAUGGAGGAUUUAGUGAGCACCACCCGUUAUGUCACUUGGUCCCUCCACAAUAAGAAUCGGGCUGGAUUACGCCAAUUCCUAGACUCAUUUGCUGGUGCAGAACAAUCCACUCUAACAGCUAAUUCUAUUGUUGCUGUUGUUUCUCAAGACUCUUCCCUUGGGCUACCUACGAUUGAUAACAAGAUCGACAAUAAGCCGAGGGCAGAUAUAAAACUCAACAACCUUUCCCCUGGCAUUGACUCGAGCACAUGUAUUCAGACAACAGAGAUGAGGCUGGUUGAUCUUUUAGAUAGCACGCUUUGGAACAGAAAGCUCGCUCCUUCAUCUGAAAGGAUUGUUUAUGCUUUGGUGCAACAGAUAUUCCAUGGCAUAAGAGAACAUUUUUUGGCAUCUGCAGAACUGAAGUUCAACUGCUUCCUCCUCAUGCCGGUGGUUGACAAGUUGCCUGCGCUCCUGCGAGAAGACCUGGAGUCUUCAUUCAGGGAUGACUUGGACAAUGUCUUUGACAUCACACACCUACGACACUCGCUUGGACAGCGGAAGCGGGAUCUUGAGAUUGAGCUGAAACGGAUACAAAGGGUGAAAGAGAAAUUCAGACAGAUUCACGAGCAGUUGAGUUCACAUCAGGUCCAGCACUGCUGAUUCAAAGAAGGGCCAGGGUGAAAGACGUGGACACGAUGCUCUUUUGAUAAGCCAGUAGGAACCCAAUGGCAAAUCAUUCACUCUCUCUCUCUGCCUGCACCACUCCCCCUCUGCCUAAUG